UGAAAAUAUAAGGUUUUCAAAACAUUACAGGCUUAUUGAACUAAAAACACAUGUAUAUAAAAUUUCUAUUAAUAUAGAAUGUGAUGAAUAAACUCGUUGCAAACACAGCAUGUUUCAUUGUGGUUUUUGAUUAAGAAAUGCCAGUAGAAGCAGAGAAAAUGUAGAACAAAAUUCAUGUAAAUUAUAUUAUUUAAGCUGACUUAUAUUUUAUUUUUUGCAAAAAAUUAUAAAGGCAAUAAACUGAAACAUGAAACUGUACUGCUUAAGUGGUGAUGCAGCUAAGCCUUGCUAUGUGAUCAGCUUUCGAGGAAUGAUGAUAAUGCUCGACUGUGGGCUAUCAACCCAUACAGCUUUGAAUUUUUUACCCCUACCAUUAAUUCAGAGUUCAAGACUUGCUAAUUUACCAGUAUGGACUCCCAGAGACAGUACGGUACCUGCUUUAGAAGGGGAGUUACGAGAAUGUUAUGGACGUGUGUUUGUUGAUUCUUCUCCAGAAUUUUGCCCUCCAUUAAAUAAGAUUAUUGAUUUUUCACAAAUUGAUAUCAUUCUUAUUUCAAACUAUCUAUGUAUGCUGGCUCUUCCUUUCAUAACAGAAAAUACAGGAUUCCAAGGUGCUGUAUACGCUACUGAGCCCACAUUGCAAAUUGGAAGAUUCUUUAUGGAAGAAAUGCUAGAAUAUUUAGAUCGUACACCAGUUUCAACAUUAUCUACACAUUGGAAAGAUGUUGUUCAUAUGUUACCACCUCCACUUUGUGAUGUAAUGAAACCUCGCUCUUGGAAACAUUUUUGUGAUGCCGAAGCCAUUUCUGCAAGUCUUGCUCGAGUGCAUGUUGUAGGAUACGAUGAAAAAUUGGAUGUUUUUGGUGCUAUACAAGUCAUGGCGGUAAGUUCUGGAUAUUGUCUUGGAUCAAGUAAUUGGGUGCUGAGUUCUGGACAUGAAAAAAUAGCAUAUGUUAGUGGAUCCUCUACCCUCACAACUCAUCCUAGACCUAUUAAUCAAUUUGCAUUAAAAUAUGCCGACUUACUCAUACUUUCGGGUUUAACACAAACUCCGACUGCUAAUCCUGACUCUAUGCUUGGUGAAUUAUGUUUGACGGUUGCUAUGACACUGCGAAAUGGUGGCAAUGUCUUGAUUCCAUGUUAUCCAUCUGGAGUAGUAUAUGACUUAUUUGAAUGUUUGUCAUCACAUCUGGAUAAUUCAGGGUUUACCCAUAUUCCAUUAUUUUUCUUAUCACCAGUGGCUGAUAGUUCAUUAGCGUAUUCUAACAUAUUGGCAGAAUGGUUAUCAUCAUCAAAACAAAAUAAAGUUUAUACACCUGAUGAACCUUUUCCUCAUGCUUCUUUAAUACGCAAUUCUAGAUUAAAACAUUUUAAGAAUAUUUAUGGAGAUGGGUUUAGUCAAGAAUUUAGACAGCCAUGUGUUGUUUUCUGUGGACAUCCUAGUUUACGUUUUGGGGAUUCUGUGCAUUUUAUUGAGCUAUGGGGAUCAAACCCUUUACACACUGUGAUAUUUACAGAGCCUGAUUUUCCUUAUAUAGAAGCAUUGGCACCAUUUCAGCCUUUGGCUAUGAAAGCUGUUCAUUGCCCUAUAGAUACUGCUCUCAAUUACCAGCAAGCUAACAAAUUAAUACGUGAUUUACGACCUGGUGCUUUGGCUGUUCCAGACCACUACACAAUGCCACCAGCAUCUGCUCCACAUAGACUUGACCUUAUUAUAGAGCAGUCACCAGAUCGGCCAACACUUUGCUUCAAAAGAGGUGAAGUUUUAAAACUACCUUUGAAAAGAAAGAAAGGCCGAGCUUUUCUUAGCGUUGAUGCUGCUAAAUCUAUUAAUCCAGUUGAAAUAAAGUCUAAAUUAUCAGCCUCUACUCUCACAGCUUACCUACAAGUCAAGGAUAAUAUUCAUGAAAUGAUGUCAUUAAAAGAAUGUUCAAGUCAACUGGAAAAGAAAAGUCCAAUGCAAAACUUGAUGAUGAAUGAUAUAAAAUAUGAAUGGGGAAAGUUAGAUGUGGAGGACUUACUGCAACGACUUGCGCAGGAAGGAAUCACUGAUGCAAAAGUUGAGCAGGGUUCUGAUAGUAAUCGAUGUAUUAUCCAUCUUCCAAGUGCCGAUAUGCUGAUUCAACUGGAUGAGAAAUCUACACAUAUAUUAUGCCAAGAUGGGUCACAAAAUUUAAGAUCUAGAUUGAGAAAAGUAUUGCUGCAAUGUUUACAGACAUUUUAA
This is a messenger RNA of Ctenocephalides felis (cat flea), 2224 nucleotides long. RefSeq names its product integrator complex subunit 9 (gene IntS9). The transcript has 11 exons. NCBI's taxonomy places the organism in Eukaryota, Metazoa, Arthropoda, Insecta, Siphonaptera, Pulicidae. The record is from RefSeq and is a predicted model, not a curated record. The coding region runs from base 248 to 2224 and encodes 658 amino acids. Gene Ontology annotation, biological process: snRNA processing. Gene Ontology annotation, cellular component: integrator complex.